GUCACAUGGAAGCGCGGUAGCCGAGCUGAGGGGAUGCGAGCCGAGAUGGAGGGGGCUUAAGGGACCGAGGAGCUGAAACGUGGCAGUCGGAGAUAAUUUUGGAGUCGCAUCAUCAUCAUCGCAGCAGCAGCAGCAGCAUCAGAUAAGGAUAAGGAUAAAGGGGGGGACGCGGACGCGCAGGUUGAGCUCUUCCCAGCCUCCCCUCUUGGCUGGGGGUGCGCGGACAGGAUGCCACAUGAAGUGCGCUGCAUCCCCGCUCUGUGAAGCCCGUGAAGAAGGUCUGGCGGUGAUUAUGCUCGCAGGGAGCUUGAGUCAGUCCGAGGGGAAGCAGAACCUGAAGGAAGCGACCGGAGCCGAUGCUGCGCCUCUCCAAACCUCUGAGCUGAAUCCCAGUGACACCGUGGCACUUCGCUGCGUGCAUGAGUGUAAGGGUGUAAGUGUGUGUGUGUGUGAGAGCAAGUGAGCGCCAGCGCUCCCACAUGGCCUCCAUGCAGGACGGGCUGAACUUCACGGCUCCUCCCUACGGCAAGGUCCUGCUGCUGGGCGCUAUCGCUGCUGCCUCAGCCUUUGUUGUUACCAUCCUCAUUGUGGUUCUCUGCGUGGGCUGCCAGAGGAAGGGGAAGACGCACAAUGUCCCCGGUGAAGGUGGAAAACACCGGCUCAUGGACAUGGGUAUACUCAAGCAGUCAAAGCUGCGGUCCAUCACCCUGGGGGGCCAUCUUAAGAAACGUCCAGCCAGCAUGGACCUUCUGCCGCUGCCUAGCCGCUGGUCUAACUCUGACCUUCGUUCUCAAGGCAGGCAGCUUCCCCAGAUCCCCUCUGGGACUGGAGAGGACAGCGAGCACACUUAUUCAGAAGUGGGCCAACGUUCCUCCACUGCACGUACUGACGAUGCCCUCUACGCCAUGGUAGGCAGGGCCGGGCAGACGGACACUCCGGCCCCUCCGGCCGUUCCCGCCAACACCCCGGCGCCCCCGGAUCCGGACGGCGAGGUGGACGGAGCGCUGCCCGAACCCGAGGCCCCGGUCAUGUCUCCCCCACACCCUCCGGAGACGGCGGAGUACGCCUGCGUCAGGAAGCUGAGGAAGGCUGAAAAGGCGCCUCAGAAGAGGGACAGUGGGACGGAUAUGGCAGAACCGCCUGCCCCACCUCCACGCCACGGACCGCCGUCGCAUCCCGCCCCCCCGCCGCCUCACCCCCACAGCACAAAGUUGCCUCGUAGAAACAUUGAGGCCUUCAAUGUCCCAUCAUUCCCAAAGGAAGUGAUGUUUAUGGGCAAUGGAGAGCAGUACAUCUGGAAGCCUCCGGAGGAUGAUGACGUGCUGAUGCUCCAGAAUAAAGCGCUGGGUCCCCUGGGAGCCCAUUUAGUGGAGAAUAUACAACCGUCUGCCGCAGUGGUGGCUGAGAUGUACUCCAAAGUGUGCAAACCUGGGAAGAAGAAGAGAGCGAUGCCGGGUUCUCCCCCGGCGAACCUCGGCUUCCGGACCUUGGGUCGAGGCGACCGGGACCGAGACGGUGGAUUCAGCGUUGUGGUCAAACCGCAGACAUGGGCCCCUCAAGAGGGCAAAGCGGUCGGGGGCUCCCUGGACGACCACUGCUACGAGUCCAUCGGCACGGAGGACUGCGACCCGGCGUACGACAACAUGGAAGGCGGGGGCGCCUGGAAGCGCGAGCGGCCUCCGAACACGUGUGCCACGCUGCGGCCGAGGAGGAAGAAAGCCCAGCAGCCCUUGCAGCAGCAGCACCCGCCGCCGCCGCCGCCCACGCAGCAGACGCCCAAGUUGCAACACCUUCCUGCCAAAGCCCUGCUGCUGCCGGGGGAGAACCUGUACGAGAGCAUCGGCGACCUGAAGCAGGGCUCCGCCACCUCCAGCACCACCACCAUCUUCACCUUCAACGACGGCAUGGAGAUGUACGUUACAGGGCUCUGAGGCAGCGGCUGCACUGUGACCCCCCUCUGAGCUGACACUGCUGGGUCCCAUCAUGCUCACCACACAUACUGUUUACAUUAAAGUCAUGACAUCAGGACUUUCAUAGGCGCCAGGCUGCAAAAACACUGCAUACUAACAAGUACUUUGCUCCAGUUUCUAGUGCAAAUAUCUUAGUACACUUGAAAUUAGGCAAAACAAACGUACAGGUAACUUUUCAGCAAGAUAGAGCAGCUUGUUUAAUGGCAAUAAUUAUUUUAAGGUGUCCUGACCUUACUGACCUAAAACAAGCUCCUACAUCUUUCUGAAAUGUUUCUUGUAAGUUAGUUUUUCUCACUUCAAGUGUAGUGAAAUAUUUGCACUGGAAACGAGAUCAAAAAGGUGUUUGGUAAGAUUUAGUGUUUUUGCAGUGCAGAGGCCUUGGGUGGUAAUGUUGAUCUGUUAUGACCUGGGCUGAAUACAAAGUCCUGUCUGCAAACCUUAAAGGAAUCCAAAGGUAGUGAAUAAUAAAUGAGCACAAGACCAUUGCAGAGUGAUCUGUAGGUAAACAGUAGCACUUCAGUUUUACUGAUACAUCUCUGCAAAGCACAAUGAAGUCAAAAGCCUAAAUUCUUCCUCAAUUCUAGCGGAUAAAAAUAGUUCCAUGUUCGGUCCGAGCUGGACCUCUAAUUGGGGAAAUAUUUUAGUAGCACUUAGUCUGUGGUGAACAGGCCUUCCCUGUAUAUUUGACCAGGAUAGAAAUCAAAUUAAAUAUUAAUCAAAACACUUGAAAGCUCAGGGACAAAGAAGAAAAACAAAUUAUAAAGAGCAUUAUCAUGAAAAAUUGCACAUUUUUGCAUUCCUCCUAAAAGCUUCGACAAAUUGAGACCAUUUUCACCUUAACAGAAAAAAAAGAAAAAAGCCAAUCGGAUUCUUCCCUCCAUGAAGUGUCACUCGACAUGGACUGAACACCGUCUCCACUGCUGUCUGUAUAUGAAGUGUUUUACUUUGUUGAUCCUGUUCCUGCACUUUGCCUGCUACGAGUUGCAUGCCUAAAAAAAAAAAAAAAAAGAAAAAACAAACAAACAAAAAACAAGCACUGUCAUGUGGUUUCUCUAUAUGAAUGUUUUUAUUUUCUUUGUAGUUGGUUGUUUACCGUUUUUGUUUAUUUUUACUGUGUUGCUUUAUUUCUCUGUGGAGCUCUAAGCCGGUUUGAUGAAGGAUGUGUUUGGCUUGGUGGUGUUUAGAUGCUCUGCUGCGGCCCAAAUGAAUCCAGGAGAACGGUCCGCGGCCCCCUCACGCCCCCCACUUCAACACGCCCCUGUCUGCUCAGUCACAUCUGUGGAUCAUCCCUGCCUUGUGGUCAUAGGAAUCCGCUUGGGUUUCCAU
Gambusia affinis (western mosquitofish) is the source of this 3296-nucleotide messenger RNA. RefSeq lists its product as uncharacterized. Bases 480 to 1931 code for a protein of 483 amino acids. Gene Ontology annotation, biological process: B cell receptor signaling pathway; intracellular signal transduction; T cell receptor signaling pathway. The record is from RefSeq and is a predicted model, not a curated record. NCBI's taxonomy places the organism in Eukaryota, Metazoa, Chordata, Actinopteri, Cyprinodontiformes, Poeciliidae. Gene Ontology annotation, cellular component: plasma membrane; membrane raft. The transcript is spliced from 7 exons.